UUCUUUUUGAAACUACUACGGGUACUGUAAAUUAAAGUUUGAUAUAAAAUGAUCAAUCAAUGAUCAAUAUCAUGUUAUUUGGCUACUGUUUGUUAUUGCAGUACAGAUUAUGUCAUAAUUUACUCGUUUACGAAUAAAUUUCUUAUACUCAUUAUGGCUUUUUUGCAAUGGAGACGAUUUAAUUUCUUUGAAAAAGAUGUUGUUAAAGACCCUGAAACAUCGCAAGUUUAUGAGAAGUUGAAAGAUAUUAAAGUCACUUGUACUAAAAGUGGGAGGGGGCAGAUUUUGCUUGGAGAUUCUGAAGGCAAUGUAUAUUUUUUAAAUAGGCAAUUUCAACUCCAGUCCUUUAAAGCUUAUGAACAGAAAGUGACAUAUAUCGAGCAACUUAGACUCAAUCCAAUUUUAGUUACUGUUGGAGAUGAUGAACCUGGUGACACCUCUAUUAUUAAAGUAUGGAACACUGAAAAAGCUGAUCGAAUGGGUAAGCCUUUAUGUAUCAGGAAUAUCAGACCUCAAGGUAUCGCUUUUCCAAUUACAUCUAUUACUGUUCAUGAAAACAUGAAUCUUCUCGCUUCUGGUUUUUCUGAUGGUUCUGUAUUGCUUGCAAGAGGAGAUAUAACUCGAGAAAGACAAAGUAAACAAAAAGUUUUCAAAGUUAGCAACAAUCCUCUGACUGGACUUGCUUUCAGAACACAUGGCAAGCAGACUUUUAUGUUUGCUGCAACAAAUGAUGAGAUUUAUUCGUUUAAUUUGUCUGUCAAAGAUAAAGAAACAAAGACAUUGCUUGACAAUCACGGAUGUCCCCCAAAAUGUUCUAUUCUUAGUGAUGCCAAGCAAGAUCAUCAGUUUGUGAUUGGAAGACAAGAUGCUGUUUACUUUUAUCAACAUGAUGGUCGAGGACCUUGCUUAGCAUUUGAUGGUGAAAAAAUAUUAUUAUACUGGUUUAGAAGUUAUUUAGUUGUGGUUGGUAAAGAUAGUAAAGCAGUGCAUUCUUCAGCUAUUACCUCCUCACCUGUUCAUAUGAACAUUGUAACAGUAUAUGAUAUACAAAAUAAGUUUAUUGCCUAUUCUGCACCACUACCUGCAGUUGUAGAUGUCAUAUCUGAAUGGGGAUCAUUGUAUAUUUUGUCUCAAGAUGGGAAGCUUUAUACAUUGCAAGAAAAAGAUACCCAGAGUAAACUUGAUAUGUUAUUUAAAAAGAAUCAAUAUGCUUUGUUAAUAAGCUUAGCUAAAAGUCAGAUGUAUGAUGAAGAUGGUUUGAUUGAUAUAUUUAGGCAAUAUGGAGAUCAUCUAUAUAGUAAAGGAGAUCAUGAUGGUGCUAUAACUCAGUAUAUAAAAACCAUAGGAAAAUUAGAGGCAUCUUAUGUUAUAAGAAAAUUUCUUGAUGCCCAACGAAUCCAUAAUUUGACUGCCUAUUUACAAGCUCUUCAUAAGAAAGAUUUGGCCACAGAAGACCAUACAACUCUUCUACUAAACUGUUAUACAAAACUGAAGGAUAUUUCAAAACUAGAUGAAUUUAUUAUGACAAAAGAUAGAGAAAUUCAUUUCGAUGUUGAAACAGCAAUGAAAGUUUGUCGUCAAGCGGGUUAUUAUAAACAUGCAUUGUUUUUAGCAGAGCAUCAUGAUCAACAUGAUUGGUACCUUAAGAUACUUCUAGAGGAUCUUAAAGAUUAUGAUAAAGCUUUGAAAUACAUUUCAAAGCUAGAUUUUGAAGCUGCCGAAGGAAAUAUGAAAACUUAUGGGAAGGUUUUGAUGACUGAAGUACCUGAACAAACAACCCAACUUUUGAAAAGACUUUGUACUGAUUAUAAUGCUUAUGCAACAACUCCAGAUAGAAGUAUGUCUGCUAAUCCUGAAGAAUUCAUUCAUAUUUUCGUUAACAAUUCAGAGCGACUUCUUGAGUUUUUAGAGCAUAUGAUUAAGAUUAGACCAACAUCCUCUUCUCUUGUAUAUAAUACUUACUUGGAAUUGUGUUUAAAAGCUUACAGCAAAGAAACAGAUCCAGCUGCUAAAAAGAAACAGGAACUAAAAAUAAUGGAAAUGCUGAAAAAUUCUGAUGCAAGUUAUAGCAUCAAUCAAGCUCUAGUUUUGUGUCAAAUGAGUGAUUUUAAACCUGGAAUCUUACAUUUGUAUGAAAAGGCAAAAUUGUACCAACAAAUUAUCUUUUAUCACAUUGAAAAUAGAGACUUUGAGGCUAUUAUGAGAACCUGUGAACUUUUUGGUAACUAUGAUCCGAAUUUAUGGGUUCAAGCCUUAUGGUUUUUCUGUCAGGAAGAAAAAAGCCAAAAACCUUAUGUGAUGACAAUAUUAAGUGAAAUAGAGAGGAAUAACCUGUUAUCACCUAUUCUAGUGGUAGACAUAAUGGCAAAAAGCCACACUGCAACCUUAGAUUUAAUUAAAGAUUACAUUAUUCGAUAUUUACAGAAAGAAAAUGAGCAAAUUUCUGAGGAUGAAAGAUUGAUCAAACAGUAUAGAGAAGAAACUGAAAAAAUGAGAAACCAAAUGGAAGAAUUGAAAACGAAUCCCAAGAUUUUCCAAGUAUCCAAGUGUAGUGGCUGCGCUCAUCAGCUUGAAUUGCCCUCUGUACAUUUCCUUUGCAGUCACUCUUAUCAUCAACAGUGCUUUGAGAGUUACAGUGCUGAACAUGAUUCUGAAUGUCCUCUUUGUUUGUCAGAAAACCAGAAAGUUCUUGGAAUAAUUAGAUCACAAGAACAAAACAAAGACAUACAUGAACAAUUCCAUAACCAGUUGGAAAGAGCUGACGAUGGUUUUGCUGUAGUUGCUGAUUAUUUCGGUAGAGGUGUGUUUAAUAAAGUAACAAUUGUAACAAACUCUUCACAACCCAGUGUUCGUAAUACUGAUAUUCUUAAUCCGUUCUAUAGUGAUAUGUAAUUAUUUAAUUUCAUUGUUAAAUAUUGAUUGAUAUGUUAAGCUAAAUUAGCUAUUUAAGAUAGAAAUGAUAGCAUUUUAUGCUAUUUUAUUUUAAAUUAAUUUUUUAUGAAAAUUUUUUUUUUAUAUGUUUGAAAGAAAAAUUACUUCAUUCAAAAUGUAAUAUUAUUUUCUAUUUACUGUUAAAUAAUUCAGUUGAUGUUAAAAAAAUAUAUGAGGUGUUAAACUAAUUUCAUUUCACCUUAUUGUAUUAUAAAAAAUUUGGAAUAAAUUUAUUAUAUAUAGUGCAAUGUGUAUUCUGUAAUAGUUUGCUGCUCUAUACUUAAAUUUUUCUUGUAUAAUUAUUAAACUACAUCCAUUUCAGUUAAAUGAUUUGAAUAUAACAGAAUUUAAAUACCUCUUUUUCUAUAUAUGUAUGAAUACAUUGUAUUGGCAUAAGUAAGUCAGUAAAAAAAUAUAUACAUAUAUCACAAAAAGAGACUAGACUAACUCAAAAGGUGUAACUAGUAGCCAGGACAAACUUUUGCAUAUUUUAGUUGUUAAGUUUUGCUUUUUUUUUUCCAAUUGUGAAAUUAUGAGAACUGAUGAUACUGUAUUUUGGUUUCUUCACCCUAAAAUAUCAAACACCUCAUACUUCAUCCCCAAGCAGUGAUAGCUUGUUGUAAACAACCUCAUUAUUAAUGUAUUAUAAUAAGUAAAGAA
Messenger RNA from Parasteatoda tepidariorum (common house spider), 3591 nucleotides. RefSeq names its product vacuolar protein sorting 11 (gene Vps11). NCBI's taxonomy places the organism in Eukaryota, Metazoa, Arthropoda, Arachnida, Araneae, Theridiidae. Gene Ontology annotation, cellular component: HOPS complex; endosome. The record is from RefSeq and is a predicted model, not a curated record. Gene Ontology annotation, biological process: endosome organization; intracellular protein transport; vesicle-mediated transport. Gene Ontology annotation, molecular function: protein-macromolecule adaptor activity; protein binding.